Molecule: messenger RNA, 3189 nt
Organism: Pichia kudriavzevii
Lineage: Eukaryota; Fungi; Ascomycota; Pichiomycetes; Pichiales; Pichiaceae
Exons: 1
Coding region: 1-3189 (1062 amino acids)
Source: RefSeq, a predicted model, not a curated record
AUGGAACAAACAAAAAGUGACAUUGUUAGGAAAAGUAGCGGUGAUGAAAACAAUGGGAACAAACCAAGUGGGACCGGAACACCAUCACGACUUGCCCAUGAACCCCCAUCUGUUAGGCAAAUUGAAACACUGUAUCCAAUUGAUGCCAAACUAUUACAAUACCAUUUCAUUCUGGACAAGGUCGAUGUUUUCUUAGGCAAGGUUCAAAAACUUAAGCUUGAAAUUAAGCAAGAUACGAAUUUUGUUAUUGAUCCACAAACCAUAUUACUACUAUCAGGAACAAUUUUCAAUAUCAAUGACAACUUCUACCGUCGUUCGGAAAUCCUACAAAUGUGUCAAAAGUUUAAUCCCUCCCAGAAAAUCAAUCUGUCACCUAUAAUAUCACCAAUAUCUUUCGAUUCAUUAGAAAAUAUUGGAAAAAAUUCACCAGUCGGGCCGUUCGGGAUAAGUCUAGACAAAUGUGUUCCUUUGCCUUCGAGAAAGAAGAUGAAUGAUACCUUAUUUUUAUUAGAGAAUUUACUAAAUUCCGUUUACGAUAUUACUUUGCAAAGGUUUGAGAGUUUAUUGAUAAACUUUAAUAAUCAACAUGGCCUGAAGGAGACCAAAAGUUCAAUAAAGGAAAAACUGGUAUUUUUGGAUUUUGACGAAAUAAAAUCAAUAGAUAAAUUCAAUUUUCAAGACGUGCCAAAAAUUGAUUUGAAAAAACAAGAAUAUAUCCGUAAAUAUUACCUAACUUCGCAGUUUCAGUUCCUAGAAGUUUUAAUUGGCGAUUACAUACAUAUUGUUGACAAUAUUAAACAAUCCAUCCACAAUUCAAUCAUUUCUUUAACUAAACAGAAAACUCAAAAUAAUAGAACCAACCCUCUAUUUGCUAUGUAUACUAACCUAUUAAGAUUGGCGGAUCUUUAUGUCGAAAUCAGAAAAAUUGGUAAAACAAUUUAUUUCCAGAAUAUCAAUUAUUUCCAGCCGUAUACAAAGCAAAGAACCGCACUAAAGGCCACGUUAUCACAAAUGAACAUUUUGUUUACUCAGUCAAAACAAAAUGGCAUGCUAUUAAGUUUAAUAUCAAAGUAUGCUAGGCGUACCGAAAUCAAAAAUUUGAGAAUGGAUUUUAAUAUAUUUGUCUCUGAGUUCAGAAAAGUUUCGCUUGAAAUGGUUACCCUGCUUGACAAAAUGAUUGGCGUAUUGAAGGGCAUACAUGGCGAAUUUACAUUAAUAGUCGGUGAGGGGAAAGAUAAUGAUUUCAGUACAGAAUAUAUCAGAAGCAAGCUCAGAGAGCGUGCAAAUUCGGAAAGAGUAAAACGUUUAAGUAUGAUUCAUAUGCAGCAAGAAGAAAUGAAGGUCAAACUGGAGCAUCAAAUUGCAGGUGCUUCGGUAGCAAAUAAUAUGAGCCAUAUAAAUAAAAGACUAAAUUUAGUCCAAGCAGGAAAACAGGAGGUGACACCCCAGCCAACAAUUGUAAGAAGAGUUGAGCACAGAAACAUAACACCAAACACUCAACUUGCCAGACGUGCUUCAAUAAAUGGUGUUAUUCCAGCUCAAUCUUCUUCUCGAUUAUCUUCAUUGAAAGGAUCUUCUCACUCUCCAUUUUAUAGACCUAAUGCUAGUGGAAGUGCAAGCCCAUCUGUUAACAGUUCAAGGUCCAAUUCAUUAACAAGAACAGAUGGCAUGAGACAAAUCGCAAGGAAAGUGAGCCUUGAUAGUCUUACAAUAGGAUCAAUAUCCGAAGAUGGCGCAUUUGUUGAACCACCUAAGAUCAGCGAAGAUGGGGUUGUCAGUUCACAAUCUACUAGCAGUCAAAGUAGCACACCUACAUCAUCUAAAAUAUCCUCAGACACAACAAAAACACCAACAACGCAAAAAGUGACAAGGAGCAGCUCAAGAUCUAAUUCCCUUACAUCUUCGCCUAGCUCAAGGGCACAACUAUUACAAAGAAGGGGAAGUGUUAAUCUAUCCACUCCUCCUGGUAUUGCUUCACCAGCAUCCAGGUCGGAAUAUUUGAGAAGGAGAGCCAGUGUGAAUCUUUCAUCGCCGUCUAAUUCAACAAACAGCUUAACGCGUACUAAUGAUCAAAGGGAGGUAGUCCAGCGAAAACCAAAUGUUAACACUUCUUCUCCAUCAACAUCAAAUUCUAAUAAAUUAGUGUCACAACCAUCAACAUCGUCCCCAGGUAAUCUUGAAAGGAGAAGAUCCGUCAUUGGAGUACCCAAUGAAGUUUCCUCUUAUAGCAAAUCUGCAGCAAUACAGGCUAAUAAGAACUCUACACCAGUACAUCUGACUGCACAACAGAGAUUGCAACAGCAUAUCAUGAAAGCAUCGCGUAAUGGUACCAUGUAUGCCCAGCAAUUGCAAUCCCCUAGAAAGACUCCAAAUUCUAGUACUAGUCCACCUUCUGGGGAGGAGACCCCAACCUUAAUUGUUAGUCCCCCAUCGCCAGCUGCCAAACCGCCAAUUGAUGAUUUGCCGACAAGCCCUUUGAAUUCCUUGAAGACUGGAUCUAUGGAAGCACAAAAGACAAUUAAAAUGCAAUUGCUGAAUAGAAGUAGAUCAGGUUCAGAUGCUAAUCUCUCAAAUUAUUCACUCCAGGAUAAAUUGUCACCAUCCAAACCCAAAGGGCUUACUUCAUCGUCACCUUCUCCUACGAAAAUUAGAAGCCGAAGCAACUCAGCUUCAGUUGCAAGAAAAUUGGCGCUUACGUCAGAUAAGGCUAGUAACUCAGGUAGCGCCAGUGUGAGUAGAAAUAGAAGCAGGGCAAACAGUGCAAGCUCCAGGCAAACGCUAUCAAGAAAUAAUUCUGUUUUGGGUGGGAAUACUAUGGUGUACAAACCAGAAGAUACUCAUUUAGAUGAAAGUGAGGAGAAACGAGUUAGAUUUACAGGAGUACAGGAGUAUACAGAGGAUGAAGACGCACCUACACCACAAAGAAUGCAAAAACAAAUUAGGCAAAAGUGGGCAGCUUACAAACCGUUGUUUCGUAAACUUAAUUCACAAGAAGGUCUUGCUUUAAAACUGCAUAAAGGUGAUGUAGAUGACGUUGUUCAACUACCCAGCGUUUUGAUGAGCCAAUUCAACGGAGAAGCCCCUCCCAAAGUGAAAACAACACUGAGAGAGUCAACACAGAUCAGUGCAGCCCAAUCUGCAGCAUCGAAACUAUCAACCAAGUUCAGCCUGUUUCGUAAAAGGAAAUGA